Populus nigra (black poplar) is the source of this 5328-nucleotide messenger RNA. Its product is annotated as pentatricopeptide repeat-containing protein At3g42630. NCBI's taxonomy places the organism in Eukaryota, Viridiplantae, Streptophyta, Magnoliopsida, Malpighiales, Salicaceae. Gene Ontology annotation, molecular function: protein binding. The record is from RefSeq and is a predicted model, not a curated record. The transcript is spliced from 4 exons. Bases 92 to 1378 code for a protein of 428 amino acids.
UUUGCAGAAAACAAGACCAACAGUUGUCUAUCUGAAACCAGCGGUAGUCUGUGUCUCUGUGUUUCGAGGAUUAUUCAAAGAAGUGUAAAAAAUGGAAACAAAAACAGUAAUAGCAGCAACUACAUGUUAUGCUAACGUUAUUGGGUCUUAUAAACCGAAGCGUUUUGCUGUUUUUUCCAUCAAAAGAGACCCAAAAAAGAGAGCUUUGGCUCAAAAGAUGAUACGGCAAUGGAAGAGGGAUCAGGGUGUUUUUGGAAAGGAAACUUGUGCCGAUUGUGCAUCAUUAAUACAGACAUUGUGUAAGCAUAAAAGGCCUCAUCUAGCUGAGGAGCUUUUACUAGAGUUGAAAUGUGAAGGGUUUUUACCAGACAACCGUACCCUUUCAGCUAUGAUGCUUUGUUAUGCUGAUAGUGGGCUUUUAUCUCAAGCUCAGGCGAUAUGGGAGGAAAUGUUGUAUAGUUCUUUUGUGCCUAGUGUUCAAGUAAUUUCGGAUUUAAUUGACAUUUAUGCAAAGAGUGGACUUUUUGAUGAAGUAAUCAAAAUUCUUGAUCAGUUGAGUUCUUUGAGAACUUUUGACUUUUUACCUCAGGUUUACUCACUGGCCAUCUCUUGCUUUGGAAAGGGUGGUCAACUUGAGUUGAUGGAGGAUACGUUGAAGAAGAUGGUCUCCAAAGGUUUUUGGGUAGACUCUGCCACUGGCAAUGCUUUUGUUGUUUAUUAUAGUCUUCACGGUUCUUUGGCAGAGAUGGAAGCUGCUUAUGAUCGCCUUAAAAGGUCUAGACUCCUCAUAGAAAGAGAAGGAAUCAGAGCAAUGUCAUUUGCGUAUAUAAAGGAAAGAAAAUUUUACGGGCUAAGCGAGUUCUUAAGGGAUGUAGGUCUUGGUAGGAAAAAUCUGGGAAACCUUAUUUGGAACCUUCUUCUUCUAUCUUAUUCUGCUAAUUUUAAGAUGAAAACUUUGCAGAGGGAAUUUCUGAAGAUGUUGGAAGCAGGAUUUCAUCCUGAUCUUACUACAUUUAAUAUACGAGCUUUGGCUUUUUCAAGAAUGUCUUUGUUGUGGGAUCUCCAUCUUGGCCUUGAACAUAUGAAACAUGAUAAGGUUGCUCCUGAUCUUGUGACUUAUGGUUGUAUUGUUGAUGCAUACUUGGAUAGAAGAUUGGUUAGAAACUUGGAAUUUGCUCUCAGCAAGAUGCAUGUGGAUAAUUCUCCAGUGUUAUCAACAGAUCCUUUUGUGUUUGAAGUUUUCGGGAAAGGGGAUUUCCAUUCAAGCUCAGAGGCAUUUAUGGAAUUUAAGAGGCAGAGGAAGUGGACUUACAGAGAGCUCAUUAAAAUAUAUCUCAGGAAACAACACAGAAGUAAACAUAUCUUUUGGAAUUACUGACAAUUGGCCAUAUGUGACUCUGAUGAAUCUCGGUUGGUUUGACUGAAAAUUGAAGUAUGCUCAUGUAGAAUUCUUUUAGGUUCCUAGAGUUUGUGGUCAUUAUGCAACCUGGAGCUAUUAUUACUUUGUAUUUUGUUGGAAAAGAUGAUGAUUUUUGCUUCAGAUGUCUACUCUGCUUGAUAGCAAUUCCAUGUCUGAUGAUUAGACUAAUUGUCCAAAAGAUGUCCCCUGUCAUCUUAAAUUCUAGAAUAUUUUUCAAAUCUUGCUGAUCUAAGGAUGGUUACCCCUGCAGAGGCUGAAGAUGAAAUUGGACAUGGUUGAGAUAUAAAUUGUCAGUUUCAUUUGUAAAUACUGGAGAAAUCUGAAUGAGUGCUGUUGGAUUCACUGUACCUGGUCGAAUACUCAACUACAUACCAAUAUCUGCGAGCUACGUAAGAAUGUAAAACAAGCUUCAGAUUGUAGGUUGCUUUGAAUGAUGACGUCCUGACAACAGAUCAGAAAUAAAUGAACGGCAAAGCUUGCAGUGGUUGUACUUGUGGGAUCUAUGAUAUGCUAUGGAAUUAGUAAACAUUGCAUCUUCAGAAAAAUUGAAGUUUGCACAAGCAGAUUUUUUUCCUUUUCAGUUAAAAAAGAAGUCUUGGAAGCGUGUAAAACUCACUUGAACUGUGGAAAAUUGGCUGUGAUUAGGUGAACUUCCUGUGCUCUCCCCAAGCAUGAUGUUAGGCAUGUUUACUUCAGCAAGUUCUCUCAAUCUUUUAAGCUCAGGUAGCAUGACUGAUCCAAGAUCUGGUCUGUCUUUUUGCCUCAGUUCUGCACAUCGAAGAGCUAACUUGGUGAAUUUCAUGGCUUCCUUGAUGGGCCAGUUUGGAACAUCUGGGUCAAGCAUCUCUGCAAAAGUUCCUGUCUCAAUUGCCCUCUCAACAUGAUGAGUUAAACCCAUAGGUGGCUUGGCUGUUAUUAUUUGUAGAAGCAGGAUGCCAAAUGAGUAACAGAAUGUUCCAGCUGUUGAUGUCAUGCGAUAUUGAGUAACUGUGUAGGCUACUGAUGGAGGGACAAGCCUGGCCAAGCCAACAUCACCAAUCUUACUUACAUAGUUGCAUUCAAGCAAGAUGUUGCCUGGUUUUAGAUCACAGUGCACAAGUGGUUCUGGUUUGGUUUGAUGGAGGAAAAGAAGGCCAGUGCCAAUUUCUGCAGCAAUCCAGGAUCUUAGUUGCCAAGAAAGAGGUGACUAUUUCCUCGGCGGAACAGGCUGUCUUCCAAGCUUCUGGUAGCCAUAUACUCAUAGACUAAGCAACCAUACUUUAGGCAUGCUCCAAGGAGGAGAACCAUGUUUGGAUGCCUUAUGCAGGAUAAUACUUCAAUCUGCAUAGAAAUUGUCAGAAUACAUCUUUAGAACAAAUGGUUCAAUAGAACAAAAAAGUUAAAAUAAUAACAAUAAAAGAAAGAAAAGAGAAGAAGGGGCAGUGCCAUUUCACUGGAUUUUGUUUAGUUUCUUCCUAAAGCAAAAAAGAAAAAAACAGCUUGUGUUUGAGAAACUUAAAUCCAAUACAUGUGGCUCAACUUUUACGAGCUGGAGGAAGGCAAUUGAUUAGCUCAAAAUAGUCGGGACUUUUUUUUGCUUGACCAUUACUGGCUAAAUAAAUCUGAUUAGUUUUUAGUCAGCUCUUUGACAUUUCAAAAAUCACUAGGUUUGGUUUCUCCUUUUGUGGUUUCUAAAGAAAAGAGUGAGAAGUUACUAGUUCCCCAAUUCAAUUCCUCAUGUUGACUUUGUUUAUCACUUCUGCUAGGAUGUUAGUUUCAUCAUUUUGAAUUCAGUUUCAUUAGUUUAAUUCCAGAAAGUUUUGAUGGAUAUAUGGAGGUUUUCUGGUGUAUUUACUUAUUUAAUUUCGGUUGAUGGACAGAGCCUCUCGCUGAAACUGUGACACAUUCCUUGAGCUGCAUCUGGAUGUAAGACUUUAAUGGCCACCGGUGUAUGAUCCAGAUAACACCUGUAAUCAGGCCAUUAACCUCCUUCUCCAAUCUUGAGUGAGUUUGAAAACUCAUUUGUUGCUGCUUCAAUCUCCUCAAUUGUGUAUUUUUGAUACCGAAGAUCACUGUUUGAAAUGGAUUCUAGUGCUUUCUUCUUCUCCUCAGAUUCCUUUUGAGCUAUCUUUUCUGCAUUUAGCCUUUUCUGUAAUUCUAAUUCGGCGAUCCUUUGAGCUGCUUCAGCUGCCUCAAUGGCUGCUUUAAACUUGGCUUUCUCCUUUGCUACCAGUUGCAAUGCUGCUUCCUCUGCUAAUCAUGCUUCUUCUAACCUUAGUUCUUCUUCCAAUUUCCAAUGAUGAAGUUCCCUGGCCUGCAAUGAAAUUACAUCAGAAUUCAAUCAAAUUGCAUUUGAACUCAAGGUUUGAUUUUUUACUUUUAUGUGUUUAGGCAUGCCUUUAUUAGUGUGUCCAUUGGUGCUUUUGGAUACUUUGAGCUAUUUGUUUAUUUUGACUUUCAAGUUUGAGUAACAUACUAAUUUACGAGGAGCUUGUUUGAAGAAAAUGAAAAGAGAGCAUGAAUAAUAAAUAAUGGAAUGAUGCCAUGCCCCUCACAUAGUUUUAAAUGUACUGAUAAUUUCAUUCUGAAGGAUGAACUUUUUUUCACCAAAGAACUAACAAAAUUUAGACUCCGCUCAAAGAAAUUUGAAAUGUCAAGUGCCUUCUGUUUUCCUGUUAGUGCUUCCUUGCAUGCUGAGCUAUACAUGUCCAUUGUUUGCUUGAGCUCAUGUCUGAGCCUCCACAUCUCAGCUUCCAUAUUAUCCUAUAAAUUUUGAAUGAAGCAUGCAUUAUCUUUCUGUUUUCUAUCUAUUCUAAUGUGAAUCAUUGUACGCUACAUGAGUGUGUCUUUCUUUCCCUAACGUUUAUUAUUGUCGCCCAUGAUUACAUGUUAUGAAUGAUUAUGUUUCUAUGGUAAUCAUAACACCCCUAAAAAAAACUUAUAAAGAAGGUGAUGGGUUUGAAAGAAAAUGGGGAGACAUCUACUGGGACGCUUUUCCCUUUCAUUGCCAGGGAACAUACUUCAAUCAGGAUCAUACAUAAAUUGAUGCAUGUUGGUGGGUGUUUAUGCAUUUGUUAACCAUUCUUUCUCUGGGACUUCAUGUCCUUACCAUGUUCUGUGAAGAUGACCAUGAUGUGCCACUCUCCUUCUUAGGUUGAUGAGAAAUUAUACUUGAUCUCGCAUCUAUUGAUUUAUUUCCUGAGUUUGAUGACCCAAAGGAUCUAUAAUCAUUAUCUGAGAGGUUUGAAAGCCGAGGUACCAUUCCAGUUUCUAAGCCGUCAUGGAAAGUAGGAAACAUGCGAUCAGUGCUUGGCCUUCCGCUGCUUACAAAUGAUAUGUAAGAACCUGGAACCGUUUCAUAUCUGGCUAUUCCACCUCUUCUAGUGAAUGGUGACGUGUUUCAGUGAUUAUCAGGUUUGUCCUCUCAUUGAUACGAGGAUAGUCUCUAAUCAGAAAUUUCCGUCAUCUUUAAAUAGUCUCUGCUUAAAGAUCUACUGGUGCUUUUAACCAGUCUUGUUAUCAGUGCUUGUGUCAAAAUGUCAGCCAAGUGAGCAUGGACGGCAUAGCUUUUGUGGUGAGAAAUAUUAUGGCUUUGCUUUGACUUGUCUUUAGUUGGUGAAGGAAAGCGGUAGUGCUGGGACUAGUGAUACGAGCAAAACAACAACAGCAAAAAAAAGAAGAAGCAACGGAAUGGAAGGAACAACUCUUUGGCUUGGCUGUCAAUUUGUUUGCUAUAUGUUCUAGCAACCUCAUCAUUGACUUAGUUGAUGGAGACUUGGUUUCCACCUGCAACCGAAGGGACAAUUGUUAUGGUGAUCAGUACGAUGCUUAUAAUUCCCAUGUCAAAUAUUUAGUUAAGAGCAACCAAAUCAAUGUCUAAUAAGAAUUGAAAAGAUUUUUGAUAUCAGAACUGCUAGCUUAAACCGUAA